GUCAAAAAGUGAAAACGCACAACCACGAACGGCCCGAUAUAUUCAUUCCUCAUUAAACCAAACUUCCAUCAUACCCCCAUCUAUCUAUCGAGAUUCGGACAAAACAUCUGUGUAGAUCUCUUACAAGAUUAUGAAAAAACACACCCUUGUCUUCACCAUCUUCCUACUUCUUAACCAAUCGCUCAGUUUGGAUCCCAGCUACGAAGCUUGUGUUGCAAAAGACUGUGGAGAUGGGCUUAAAGUUAGUUUUCCAUUUUUCAUCAACGGACUACAUGAUUCCUCUUGUGGUUACCCUGGAUUUGAGCUCCGCUGCAGCAAUGGCUCCUCAAUUCUUCGGAUCGCAGAAAACGACUUCAUUGUUAAAGAUAUUCAAUAUAAAAACAGCUCCCUCCGUCUCCAAGACGCCACGAUUUUGCCGAAUCAAACUGAAUCCUGUCCCUCGAAGAUCAGGAACAUAACGCUUGAAGCUAACCGAUUCCGGAUAGACAAUGUUUCUACUACGAAACUCAUUUUGAUUUCGAACUGCUCGAGUGUAUUGCCGGUGAAUCUGGAAAGGUAUAGAAUACGAUCCUGUGAGGAAAGUAAUGAGGUGGUGAUGCUUGCUAAUGAUAUGAAUUUGAGAAAUGUAACGAGAAGUUGUGGGUAUGGUCGUAAGGUUGUGGAGACGCUGGUAGAAUUGAGUGGCGAAGAAGGGAGGAGUCAGGUCGUUGACGGUGAUAACUACCUGGAGGUAGUGGAAAGGGGGUUCGUGUUGCAUUGGCUUGCGGCGGAUUGUGGUGUUUGUGAGAGCAGCGGUGGUAGGUGUGGGUUCAAUCAGAUGACUUUCGGAUUUCGUUGUUUUUGUCGCGAUAGGCCCCAUAUGGAACAAAAAAAAAUCAUCAGUGAUUCUUGUCACGGCUCUUUGUAUAGGAUUAGGGACAAUAUUGGUUGUGAUAAUGUUAUGCUUCAUAAGGAAAUUCAAAAGGAGAAGAAGUACUCAGAGCUACGUUAA
This is a messenger RNA of Lactuca saligna, 991 nucleotides long. The record is from the annotation of a GenBank genome assembly. NCBI's taxonomy places the organism in Eukaryota, Viridiplantae, Streptophyta, Magnoliopsida, Asterales, Asteraceae.